Puccinia graminis f. sp. tritici CRL 75-36-700-3 is the source of this 913-nucleotide messenger RNA. RefSeq lists its product as uncharacterized. Bases 1 to 780 code for a protein of 259 amino acids. Gene Ontology annotation, cellular component: Golgi membrane. The record is from RefSeq and is a predicted model, not a curated record. Gene Ontology annotation, biological process: vesicle-mediated transport; protein secretion. The transcript has 5 exons. NCBI's taxonomy places the organism in Eukaryota, Fungi, Basidiomycota, Pucciniomycetes, Pucciniales, Pucciniaceae.
AUGACUCAACUCAAGGAAACUCUGAACGGGAACGACUCGUCGCUGAACCUGCUCAACUCGGCCGAAACAAACGGCCUGGGGACCAUCUCAUCCGAUAUCAACCCACCCCCACCAUCAACAACAAAGCCGCAAACAAACUCUUCAACAACAACAACAACUUCAGAUCGACAGCAACAGAAUCGGAAUCAGUCCUCGAAUGAUAGCAAUCAGAAUCAGUCUAUCUGGCAACAAUCCUCCCAUCCAGUCGCACUCUUCUUCUUGUUCUUAUUCAGAUCUUUAGCUAUUGCCACUUAUUUACUAUGUGGAUUUUUCUCAGAUUCGUAUGUAUUUUCAACAGUGAUCGUGGUGAUCCUACUCUCGAUAGAUUUCUGGACGGUCCGGAAUAUCUCGGGCCGAGUGUUGGUCGGCUUACGGUUCUGGAACCAGGUCGAUGAGGAUGGCAGCUCGUAUUGGGUCUUCGAAUCUAGAGACCCUUCUCAAGCUGCAAAUCCAGUCGAUUCAAAGAUGUUUUGGAUGGCAUUGUACACGUUCCCGGUAGUCUGGAUCCUGCUUCUGUUUAUCGGGAUCAUCAAAUUCAACCUAUCCUUCCUGCCGAUCGUCAUCCUAGCCCUAGUGUUUAACCUGACCAACACCAUUGGCUUUACCUAUGCAGAUCGCGACUCGAAGAGGAAAUGGGCUAACGAACUCGGCUCCAGCGGGAUCAAUGGGCUCCUCGGUCAAUUCGGCGGUGGUCUGUUGGGCGGCUUGACAAAAGUCGGGAUCGGAAAAUUCUUCGGAUAAUUUCUACUCCCUUCAUCCAUCUUCUUUGUUUUCCAAGCCCCCCCCCUUUUUUUCCUUGAACUCGACCUAAUUAUCAAUUGUCUAUAAAAACAAAAACAACAAAAAGUACAGCAAGCUCCAAUUCCUCUCCUCA